CGAGGAAGACAUUUAUAGGCAAGUGAGUACAGAAGUUGAGUAUAUGUAACCUUAGCCUCUCCUGAAUUAGUAUCAACAAAUAGAUGUUUCCAGACAUGAAUAGUUGCAACAAGGAUAUCUCAUUUUUCUCUUCCAAUUUUAAGCUACAAACCGCCACUAGUCAUCAAGAUGAUCACAAUCAACCUCAUCAACCCUCUCUCAAUCAAAAUCUUCUCAGUCCUCAAGAGUUCCAUGGUUCUCUCCGUUUGUAUCUAAUCGUUUCCGAAGUUUAUCCGCUUUUAUUUACCCAUUAUAUAUUUGAUAUUGGUGCAGGUAUUGGUUCUUUCCUGGGUAAGAGAUCUUUGUCCUUUGGAGGACGUGUUCCUCAACAUGAGGCAGAUUGUCACGAAGAAUCCGAAAGGAACAGAAUUAUGAAUAGCGGGAAUCACACCGAAGAUUUGUCAGAUGAUGAAGAUGGAUUGUCUCCAGCAGGAGGAGAAAAGAAGAGAAGGCUCAACUCGGAACAAGUGAAGAUGCUGGAGAAAAACUUUGAGUUGGGGAAUAAGCUUGAGCCUGACAGAAAAUUGCAUCUAGCUAAGUUACUUGGCCUACCGCCGAGACAGAUUGCCAUUUGGUUCCAGAACAGGAGGGUUCGUUGGAAAACCAAGCAAUUAGAAAACGACUACCAACUUCUCAAGCGACGAAUUGAUGCCAUCAAAGCCGAAAACUCUACCCUUCAAUCCCAGAACCAAAGACUUCAUGACCAGAUACUGGCACUGAAAAAAUUGGAUCCGGCAGAGUUAAUAAAUUUAAAUAAGAAGACAGACGGAUCGUGCAGCAACACGAGUGAAAACAGCUCGGACAUAAAUUUAGAUAUCUCAAGGAGGACAGCACCAGCAAGACCUCAGAUCCGACCUCAAGAAGUUGAUCAUUAUCACCACCAUCAACCUCAAACAGUGAAAGAAGAAGGUUUUAGCAACCUGUUAUGUGGCAUCGACGAUCAAGCCGAAUUCUGGCCAUGGUUAGAAUGACAAUGAAGAUUGAAUGAGUCGUUUCGCGCACUACUGGCACCUAGCAGCAGAUCCACUACUUCACUUGGAAACGAAUAUCCAUGGAUAAUGUGGCAAGCCAAAAGAACUAAGAGAUUGAGCUGAUAUGGUGUGUGUGAUCUAUUGCAGUUGCAAAUCGAAUAAUAAUUGUUACAGACCUUAAGAGAUAAAUUAUUAAUGUUUAUGAAAAUCUCA
This is a messenger RNA of Daucus carota subsp. sativus, 1223 nucleotides long. Its product is annotated as homeobox-leucine zipper protein ATHB-13. Lineage: Eukaryota; Viridiplantae; Streptophyta; Magnoliopsida; Apiales; Apiaceae. Gene Ontology annotation, cellular component: nucleus. The record is from RefSeq and is a predicted model, not a curated record. The transcript has 2 exons. Bases 84 to 1010 code for a protein of 308 amino acids. Gene Ontology annotation, molecular function: DNA-binding transcription factor activity, RNA polymerase II-specific; sequence-specific DNA binding. Gene Ontology annotation, biological process: positive regulation of DNA-templated transcription.